CGGACAGUAAAUUCCAAGUUAAACGGGCUCAGAUAGAAGCGGCUGAAUGGAAAUACAAGAAUGGUUACAACAUGUCAGUGGAACAGCUGAGUAGAAGAAUGGCUGAUCUCAAUCAAUAUUACACUCAGAAUGCUGAAUUACGUUCAUUGGGCUGUGUUAUGUUGCUGAUCUCAUAUGAUGAUGAGGAGGGACCUCAAAUAUUUCGCGUAGAUCCAGCUGGUUAUUAUCGAGGAAUGCGUGGUGUUGGCGUUGGUGUAAAACAGCAACCUGCAAAUAGUUUUCUGGAAAAAAAGCUCAAGAAAAAGACUGAUUAUGAUUACGACGGUACAGUACAG
Molecule: messenger RNA, 335 nt
Organism: Cercopithifilaria johnstoni
Lineage: Eukaryota; Metazoa; Nematoda; Chromadorea; Rhabditida; Onchocercidae
Source: the annotation of a GenBank genome assembly